Messenger RNA from Corticium candelabrum, 1181 nucleotides. Its product is annotated as pulmonary surfactant-associated protein D-like. Gene Ontology annotation, cellular component: membrane. The transcript is spliced from 14 exons. Bases 26 to 1135 code for a protein of 369 amino acids. Gene Ontology annotation, molecular function: tumor necrosis factor receptor binding. The record is from RefSeq and is a predicted model, not a curated record. Gene Ontology annotation, biological process: immune response. Lineage: Eukaryota; Metazoa; Porifera; Homoscleromorpha; Homosclerophorida; Plakinidae.
AAGCUCGCUGUCUGGACUUCGAGGCAUGAAGAUUGGUGGGACGGUAAUCGUUGUUAUUCUCUUGGCUAGCAGUAUUCAUGCUACUACAGACGAGACUGCAAGUAACGAGAUGUGUGCUGGAGAGAAAGGAAACAAGGGUGACCUUGGACAUCCGGGGUCAGCAGGACUUAGAGGAUACAAAGGAGAAAAGGGAGAGAGCGGUGUUCCUGGAGAUAGUGGAGCUAAAGGCGAUGCCGGCAUCAGAGGUGUUCCUGGAGCUCGUGGUCCAGUCGGUCGACCUGGCGUGAUGGGUCCAUCUGGUUAUGGCAAGACCGGAGCUCAAGGACCUCAAGGAAACCCGGGGAGUCAGGGUCCAGUUGGACCUCCAGGUUUGCCAGGAGUGAAAGGAGUACAAGGUUCUAAGGGAGGCAAAGGAAAUAUUGGAGGUCGAGGUGUAGCAGGAGCAGAUGGAACUCCAGGUCCCCCCGGACACAGGGGUCAAACAGGAAUAACAGGAACAAAGGGAGAGAAAGGGAUUAUAGGAGAACCAGGACACAAAGGGGAGCAAGGAAGGCAAGGAGUGCCUGGACAAGCAAUUGAUCCUGAAAGUUUAAAGGAAUACUUUAAUCCAGUCGAAAACUUAAAACUUCAAUUUAACAAAGAAUUGGAUAAAAUGAAUAGCACACUUCUUCAACAAAUUAAUGAGUUAGAACAGAAACUCUCGUUUGUUACUGAAAAACCCGCUGCCCAUUUGAACGGUGAUGGAACGUCGCACGGCCACUAUAAUUCUGGAACUGUAAGUCAAUGGUAUACUAGAAGUGGUUCUAUCUGGUCUCCUUUCCUUCGCGGUGGCAUGCAGUAUCAAGACGGUGUUAUCACGGUUCCGACCAGCGGUCUUUACUAUGUCUACGGGCAAAUUCAAUAUAUACAUAGCAAAACUAGUUACUACCGAGCUGGUUUUCGUAUCACAGUGAAUGGAAGCUAUCGUGUUGUUGCUUAUCGCAAUCAUCAGAAACUCAGGGAUUUCGCCUCUCAUUACACGGGACGAAUUAUUCAACUAAACAGAAAUGACAAACUGUCGAUGACAUUUAUUGCAGAUAGCCACUACUACUUCCAUAGUCAUUUGACCUUCUUCGGUGUAUUUUCAGUUAACUGAAUAAUCAUGACUCUUGAGAAGUCGUUUGUUUGCGCAACCUUAAAUG